Molecule: messenger RNA, 3890 nt
Organism: Myripristis murdjan (pinecone soldierfish)
Lineage: Eukaryota; Metazoa; Chordata; Actinopteri; Holocentriformes; Holocentridae
Gene: shrprbck1r
Product: sharpin and rbck1 related
Exons: 14
Coding region: 407-2554 (715 amino acids)
Biological process (GO): protein linear polyubiquitination; proteasome-mediated ubiquitin-dependent protein catabolic process; positive regulation of canonical NF-kappaB signal transduction
Cellular component (GO): LUBAC complex
Molecular function (GO): ubiquitin-protein transferase activity; ubiquitin binding
Source: RefSeq, a predicted model, not a curated record
CAAAACCAGACCGCUGACAGAAAACAGUAGUUUAGUUACUAAUGUAAACAGCAGCUGAACGAAAACAUUUGCUACUGUAAAGCUAUUGGACCGCGGCCAAUAAGAGGCAGCGAAGCGUGCCAGGAAAAAGAAAGAAGCAAAGCGAAGACGGAAGUAGUGAGAAGUGAAACCUCUCUCCUCGACGGGACACUUUGUGGAAGUCACUCCGAAGAGUUGUCAAGCACUGCGCACUUGCUUCCUGUUGUUGCUGCGCUAUUUCCAGCGUCGAAGUACAGCUAUGUGAUAGCUUUACAUGUUUAGACGGGACAGACGCAUCGAAGGGGAACUACCAAAGCGGGACAGGAGGUGAACAGUCCGAGCACAGCGGCUCUUGACGUUUCCCAGCCUGCAUGAGUCCGUGGGCACAAUGUCGCUGAGUUCAGGCGGUUGGACUCAAGCCCCUGGUACACCGGACCCGUCCGCCGCUCUACCCGGUUAUGGGGUCUCGCCGUCGCAACUUGGCUGCCACACCGUCCUGAUGUCGGUUCGGGUGUCGGUUUGCCAUUCCGGUAUUCGGCCGCUGUGUCUUCCGGGGGCAGGUGAUGAGUCACUCCGCCUGCAGCUCAGCAUGGACCCGGGGAAAUCUGGGGAAUUCCGCCUGUCGCUGCAGGACAGUAACGGGACUGGGCGCAGCGUGACUAUCGCUGAGUUCGACUUGCGGAAGGUAAACUAUGAGGUGAAGUCACCCAAGUGCCAUGAGCUGAGCUUGGCUGCGCCUCCACAUGACCGUAUCAGCUUCAACUUUCGCUGCGAGCAGGAGGCGCAGGAGUGGGCCACUGUGGUGAUGUCAUCACUGAGAGAAGCACACAGGGUGGCAGACUCUACUGAUGCUGAUGACCUACAGCGCCACCUAGGGGCUCUGCAAUUGCAAAACUCUUCAACCUUGCAGCAAACAGAGGAGGCGUGUGCUGAGCUGACCCGAGCCAUAGAGGCAGGCGACAUGCAGGCUGCUUCUGUCUUUGCUGCUACUCUUGCCCACCAGCAUGCCACGCUCAAGAUCCAGCCCUCUGUCAGGAGCUAUGACGACACUGAAAUCAACUUAACAGUUGUAGUUGAAGACUCCUCCUCUUCCUGUUGUGUCACUGUGAAAGUGUUCCCACAUAUGACUACUACAGCACUGAAACAGCAGGUGUUCCUUGAGUAUGGAUUUCACCCACUGGUGCAACGCUGGGUGAUCGGCCAGUGCUUGUGCGCUGACCAGCGCUCUCUGGCCUCUUAUGGCGUUCGACAGGACGGCGACACAGCCUUCUUGUACCUCCUGUCGGCCCGCCAUGCCCGCCUGACACCCCAGCUCCUCCAGCAGGACCAGGAGAGCGCACUACUCCUCAACUCCUCAUCCACCUCCCUCCCCACACCUCCUGUCCCCACUCCUUCUGUUAAUGGCCCCUCAUCUCAGGACUGGAGGCCUUACACCACCCUGCCACCUAGAACCAGCACCAGCAGCAACAUUGGUCCAAACUCUUCAAGUGGGUCAGAGAGGGGAAAUGUCAGCGAGCUCAGGGACCUCAUAAACCUCGAGAUGCCUCAACUCAAUGAAGCACUUAGCCCCAACAGAACUUCCAUCCAGGGUUGGUCGUGCCCCUCCUGCACUUACAUCAACAAGCCGACACGGCCGGGAUGUGAAAUCUGCAGCACCGACCGUCCUGAGGGCUACAUCGUCCCGGGGGGGUACAGACCUGACGCACUGGAACUCAGACGAAUUCAGCAGGAGAAGGAGGCGGUCCGACAAUACCAGCAGGCGAGGGAGGAGGAGCGCAGGGAGAAUUUUGCCCGGCUGGUGAUGCUGGACGGCCAGGACCUGGUGCCCAACCCAGAGGCGGUGGACUGUAGGAUCUGCUACCUGGACCUACAGCCUGGGGAGGGGGUCCUGCUGAGGGAGUGUCUCCACUGCUUCUGCAGAGAGUGCCUACGUUCAGUGAUCAUGCUGUGUGAGGAGCCAGAGGUGGCCUGUCCCUACAGAGAUGACACAUAUGCCUGUGCCUGCAACCUGCAGGAGAGGGAGAUAAGAGCUUUGGUGUCAGCGGAGGACUAUGAGCGCUGGCUGCAGAGAGGCCUGUCUGUGGCAGAGUCUCGUUGUGAGGGCAGCUACCACUGUGCCACCCCAGACUGCCAUGGCUGGUGUGUGUACGAGGAUACUGUCAAUGUCUUCCAUUGCCCUGUCUGCAGCAAACACAACUGCCUGCUUUGCAAGGCAAUUCAUGAGGGAAUGAAUUGUAAGCAGUACCAGGACGAUCUUUCAGCUCGUGCUAUAAAUGACUCUGCCGCCAGGAGGACAAGGGAUCUACUCAAGACUUUGGUGCGGUCAGGGGAGGCAAUGCACUGUCCUCAGUGUGGCAUCAUCGUGCAGAAGAAGGAAGGAUGUGAUUGGCUACGCUGCACUGUAUGUCACACUGAGAUCUGCUGGGUGACCAGAGGGCCUCGCUGGGGACCAGGGGGUCCUGGAGACACCAGUGGGGGAUGCCGCUGCAAUGUCAACAAGCAGAAAUGCCACCCCAAAUGCCAAAACUGCCACUGAGAAACCCAAGACUGGACAUGUUGGAGGAGGGAACGAGUGACUAAACUGAAGCACAGAAAGGUGUUUGUAAGCCAAAGCUGACAAUGCAGGACCAUCAUUUACAAUGAAAGUUCAUGCAUCCCUGUGGAAUAAGCCGCCAUGACUGUAUGUAUUUUCUGCGUGUAACUUUGUGUCCAUAGUUGCUGAGAAAGUAAUCUGUUUCCUGAGAUUAUAUGGUGAUACUUAGCUCUGCCUCUCACUAAGAAAGAAAUAUGGGCUAUGUGACAUUAAAAAUUCGCUGCUUAGUAUCAUCAAAUGCCACAUGUCUCCAGUGAUGAUGGAGUGCCCUCAGAAUGUGUAAAGAGCUAUGCAGGUGAUGUAUUAACUUUGAUUGCUUGCUGUGCCUUUUUAAAGUGAUUGCACUGCAAAUUUAGCAACACAGGUGUGUUGCAUUUUUGUGUUUUGCUAUUUACGAGGAAGCAUUAAACUGAAGUGGCCUUUUUGUUUUCAAACGCUAGAGCGUGUUUCAAUGGAAAGUUCAAGUUUUGUUCUUCAUGCAUUUUCUUGCAUAGAUAUCGAUCAAACGUAACUGUUACAUUUCAUAAUUGUGCAUGUAUUGGAGUGUGUGUGUGUGUAGGUGAGAGACUGUAACUGAAUAUGUGCCUUUGUCACCAGAAAGGUGUGAAUGGAGCACACUGAUUGUAAACCUGAACUGACCUGAGUCUCCUCUGUUGCUAAACCACCUGACUUCAAGUGUAAACUUGUUCUAUUUAUCAUUAAUAAGCUUUGUAGUUGACAAGCAAUAUUGUCCUUAUAUAGGGCUGUAGAGGUCACUGUGGCUGUAGCUGUACUGUACUGCUGACCAGAGUAUUGUAUGAAAAUGCUAUCAGUACAAGUCAAAGAGUGUUUUAAUUAAUAGUCUGAUAUUAAUUGUAAUACUCGAGGACUUUAAGAGUUGAGGCAUGCAAACGCAUUUUGUUGAUCCCAAUUAUAAGCAACCCAAAUGUGAUUGAGGAUAUACAAAUAUUAGCCAGGAUGUUAAACAGCUCCUCCUGUGUUUAUGGCCAGUGAAAGUUCUGUCUCUAUCUUGUAAUUCAUGUGUGCAUGAAUUUGUAAUCUGGAAAUGAUGAUCCAUACAAACAGCCUGUCCUGACUAUGACUUUAACCAGGAUAUGAGCCAGUAUCCCCACCAGAUAUGCUCUGUGUGGCCCAGAAGGAAACAGUCCUUGUAACAGAGUACGCCCUCAACUACACUACUGCCCUCUUCUAAGAAGCCAUGAAUAACUCUUGUUUACUGUUUGUUGUGCCUCAAAGAUGGAUGCACCAUUGUGCCUUAAUUACCAAUAAAUGCCCUUUA